Molecule: messenger RNA, 1078 nt
Organism: Dendrobium catenatum
Lineage: Eukaryota; Viridiplantae; Streptophyta; Magnoliopsida; Asparagales; Orchidaceae
Product: ras-related protein RABA2a-like
Exons: 2
Coding region: 142-798 (218 amino acids)
Cellular component (GO): endosome
Molecular function (GO): GTPase activity; GTP binding
Source: RefSeq, a predicted model, not a curated record
CCUAGGAGAGAAGCAAAGAGAGAGAGAGGGGGAGAGGGGGGAGAGGAAGCGGGAGCUAGAGUCAGAGAGUGAUAGUUCGUGAGUGGGAAAAGAAGAGGAGGUUGGGAGGGAAGACAUUGAGAUCUAACGGGAGGCGAACGAAUGGCGAGGAGAACGGAGGAAGAGUACGACUACUUGUUCAAGGUUGUCCUCAUCGGAGAUUCCGGCGUGGGUAAGUCCAAUCUCCUCUCCCGCUUUACGCGCAACGAGUUUUGCCUCGAGUCCAAGUCAACCAUCGGCGUUGAGUUUGCCACGCGUACCCUCCAGGUGGAAGGCAGAAUAAUUAAGGCACAAAUAUGGGAUACAGCCGGACAGGAGCGAUACCGGGCUAUUACAAGCGCCUACUAUCGGGGAGCUCUCGGCGCUCUUCUCGUUUACGAUGUGACCAAGCCCACGAGCUUUGAGAACAUCAGCCGGUGGCUCAAGGAGCUUCGCGAUCACGCCGACUCCAACAUCGUAAUCAUGCUUGUUGGCAACAAGACUGACCUCAAACACCUUCGGGCGGUGGCCUCUGAGGAUGCGCAGAGCUUUGCGGAGAAGGAAGGCCUUUCUUUCAUCGAAACCUCAGCACUCGAAGCCAUAAAUGUGGAAAAAGCUUUCCAGAUGAUUUUGGGAGAAAUAUAUAGAAUCAUUAGUAAGAAGACAUUGGCCUCUUCAGAACCUGGGCCUGGUCCAGCCGGAGGGAUCAAAGAAGGGAAGACUGUGUUGGUGUCAGGAUCAGAGGCAAAUAAUACAAAGAAGCAAUGCUGCUCUGCUUGAGUAAUAUUUAUUCUUCAUGCUUGCUUAAAGCUUCGGGUGCAGCGUAGUCAUGUAUGUUUAAUCAUUUGAUAUUCGUAAUGAACUUUCAGUGUGCUAUGUUUAUUUGAUUUUCUGUAAAUUUCCUUUUUGAGGUGCAGGUGUCAGAUAUGCAUUCUCCUUGAACUUGAGGGUAGCUAUACUAUACUGGAUUUUUGUGUAAGAUUCCUUCAAUUGUCUUUGUAUUCUAACAAGCGAAAGGAAUAUAUAUCUGUACUUUUCUACCUAGGCUUCAUUGCUCUUA